CGUGGGUCUCCAAUUCCUCCUUCAUACGGGAGAUGAUGUGGACGACCAUGACGACAGUCGGGACACCUGGGAGACAGCACCUUCGCCACCUGAUGCUCAGAACUCAGAACACCCCGCCACCGCCCUUCCGUUUGUCACCAUGCCUACGCUCUCCUCGAACAUCCCCUCCCUUGCUGAGCAAGAAGCGUGGCACUGUCAAAUCGUUGGCGACAGCGAACUCUACGGGCUUGUCGAGAUAGGAAGACAGAACGAGAGAACUUUGCGUGCCGGAAUGAAGAGACACAUCGAACAAUUCCUCUCCCGAUGCAGUCAACUCGAUCCAUCCAUCCGAAUCAAGGUCGACCAAGAGGUCGACCUGAGGUCGCAUUUUUUGAAAACCAACUACAAGGACACUCCAAGUUUCAAGGCAUAUCGCAACUAUCUGAAUCCCACGAUCUCCAGUCAUCUCUUUCCGCUUCCUCCGGUAUCGGUCGGUUCCGGCUCGGCGACGACCUUCUAUACUGCUCCACUUGCGGCGACUUCCGCAGCUCAAGUCUCCUCCACUCCGUCGCGGUCUUCAGGUGCUUGCCUAGUCGAUCUGACCAUGUACGGUUCGCAGCACACCGAGAGACUUCCUCAGAUCAAGAGCAUCAAUGGGACCAUUGAGCUCAAGAAUCUCAAGGAAGACGCCGUAGAGGGAACCCCUCUCGAGACGCCUCCUUUCAGUCCGGGGUCGACUGCAUCGGCAAUGCAUAAGCCCGCAACGAAAGAACUAUCCGGAAAGCUGCAGAGCUACGUCAAGGAAGGCGCAGCGCAGACGAUUUGGUACGGAGCCCUAGAGCAGGAGAUGAUGGUGGACGGAGAGGACAGCCCGUUGCCCACGGUUAUCAUAGCGUACCAGGUGAACCAGUACUUUCUCAGGAUCUUGCUGCUUGGCGAGUCGAUCUUGGUGGAAUCGGACGUCGCACAUGUCGAGACAACCGUACAUGUCGAGACGUGGUUGGAAGACUUCAAGGAUGGGCGGAAGUUCCCACAUCACCUCUCGACUUUGCAAGGUGCAAAGGCACUGUCUGACUUCUUGCUGGUCUCGCGCGAAUUGAUCCUACAGAGCAUGUCAAAUCAAGAUGCCGUCCCUGACGCCGUCAAUGCAACGACGGGCACGACGAAUCUCUUUCAUGCAUUCACCCACAUCGAAAGGACACCAGAAGCCGUCCUCGAAGCCGGCCUUGGCCAUGCGACCGGAAUCAGGGCCGAACGCACAGCCAAGCUACAAACAGAGUCAGAUCAGCCUUCGGAAUCUUCUCGCAACAGGACUAGUACUGGCGGUACUGAUGGAGGUCCAAGUGGUAGCGGAGGGGGCGGGAAAAGUAUGCAGGGCGGCCUCCUACAGGGCGGCCUGCUUGGUCAAGGUCACCGAGGGGGGGAUGCGGGCUCGGGAGUGGGUUCGACGGGGUUUUCGGGGGCUCCAUUCAAGUCGUGCGCCGGAUCUGGAGGGACCGGUCAGGAGUGGUUGCCCCCUUCUCCCGCCGGUUCAAUGGAUAGGAUGCUCGGAGGCGAUACGCAAAAGUUCCAACAUGGACACCAGCGGCUACCACUUUCGCCGCCCCCAUCGCCACCCCUCUCGCCGGCCCCGUCACCAAUCUACCCUUCUGAUGAUGAUGAACUUGGCUCUGCUACAAGCGCAGCCGAGUAUUACCACACGAAGCCGCUCAAGGUACAAUUGCAGACCCUGCGAUCGCGCGGUGUCCGCUGCCUUCCGAUUCACGAGUUUGAGCGAUUGUUACAACAAAUCUUGCCUUCUGUCGGGACCGGACCCGGACGACCUAUGUGACUCGACAUGAGUCGCUGUUACGGACGACCAAGAGGACGAGAGCGCCGAUGAAAGAAAGCCAGAAGAUCAUCGUCAUACAUCAGUUGGACGACAAAGCAUUAGACGACGACCCCGGAGGGAUGAGAGGAAUUUUCCUUCUUCACUCCCGAAUGAUUAUCACGAGCCCUUAAUGCGACCCGAGUACAUGAACAUCAGAAUU
Molecule: messenger RNA, 2009 nt
Organism: Filobasidium floriforme
Lineage: Eukaryota; Fungi; Basidiomycota; Tremellomycetes; Filobasidiales; Filobasidiaceae
Exons: 3
Coding region: 140-1810 (556 amino acids)
Source: RefSeq, a predicted model, not a curated record